UUCCUCCCCAGGGGUCCCUGGAGGUGAGCCUGAGCCAGCCCACCCGCAGCAGCAGUGGCUCAGAGCGGUCUCUGCUCGUUGCGGAGGAGAUGCGCAGCCUCAUCGUGGAGAAGGGCCCAGGGCCAGUGGAGGAUGACCCCGACGCUCUUGUGAAAGGCUGGCUGCAGCGGGAGGUGCGGGGUGGCGUGAAGACCCCGUGGAUCCGGCCUCGGAAGUACUGGUUCGUGCUGACUCCCGACUCCCUGGACUACUACAGCAGCAAUGAGAAGGGGGCCCGGCGGCUGGGCUCCCUCGUGCUCACCAGCCUCUGCUCUGUGCUGUGGCCGGACAAGCAGACCUACAAGGAGACGGGCUACUGGAGCAUGACAGUGUUUGGCAGGAAGCAUUGCUACCGCCUGUACACGGAGCACCUGAACGAGGCUGUGCACUGGGUGUGUGCGGUGCAGAAGGUCAUCGACAGCAAAGCACCCGUCCAGACGCCCACCCAGCUGCUCAUGCGUGACGUUGAGGAGAACUGCGGCAGCCCUGAGGUCCUGGAGCAGAUCUACCGCUGCAACCCGAUCCUGCGCUACACCAGCAGCCCCCUCUACGCUCCCCUGCUGCCAUUCCACUAUGGCAGCCUGGACCAAAGCGCCCCUGGCCCCCGCAGCUACACCACGCUGCGCGAUGAGGCUGUGAAGCUCUUCAACUCACUGCAGCAGCUGGAGUCGGAGCGGGACCCAGUGCCGCUGAUGCAGGGCGUCCUGCAGACCUGCCUGGACCUGCCGCCGCUGGUGGACGAGAUCUACUGCCAGCUGGUGAAGCAGACCACGGAGCCGCCGGCGCCGGGCGGGCAGGGCGACCUGCACUACUGGCAGCUGCUCACCUGCAUGAGCUGCACCUUCCUGCCCUCCCCGCCCAUCCUGCGCUUCCUGCACUUCCACCUGGACAGGACAGAGAGCCGGUUCCCUGCCUCGGAGAUGGCCAAGUACGCCUGCUUUAUCCGGGAGGCACUGGGGAAGACAAAGGGGCGGGAGUGCGUGCCCUCCCUGGAGGAGAUCCUGGUGCUGAUGCGGCGGCAGGAGAUGAUCUGCACCGUGCACUGCCCGGGGGCGCCUGCCUGCAGCGUGGCCAUCAGCUCCCACACCACGGCCGAGGAGGUGGCCCGGGAGCUGGUGUCACGCCUGGGGCUGUCCCAGAGCCCCAACCUCUUUGCCCUCUAUGAGCAGUCCCGGCGGCGGGAGCAGCCCGUGGGCAGUGCCACACUGCUGGCUGAUGUCCUCACCAAGUUUGAAAACCUGGCCGGGGAGGAGCGGGAGCAGGACCCGCCGUGCCGGCUCUGCUUCAAGCACUACGGCUUCCUGGAUACGGACAACGUCCCGCGCGACAGCCUGGAGUUCGCCCUCCUCUUCGAGCAGGCGCACGAGAUGGUGCUGCGGGGCUACGUGCCCACGUCGGAGGAGACGCUGCAGACGCUGGCGGCACUGCGCCUGCAGAGCCUCAACAGCGACUUCUCCACCCACGCGCCCUUCCCGCGCCUGGAGGAGCUCUUCCCGCCCCACGUGCUGCACGCCCGCCUGCCAGCCCCCCGCCGGCUGCUGGCUGGCGGGCUCUGGGGCCAGGCGCUGGCCAAGCAGCGGGCGGAACGGGACCAGCGCCUGCGGGGCCGCCUGCGAGAGGAGGGGGCCAGCACCAUGGCCGCCAUCGUGGAGAAGUGGAAGCUGCUGCAGGGCAUGGGCCGGCCCGAGGCCAUGGCUGCCUACGUGGCGCUGGUGCGGGAGUGGCCUGGCUUCGGCUCCACGCUCUUCGAUGUCGACCUGCGCGCGAGCCCAGUGGGAGCUGGGGCCCAGCGGCUGUGGCUGGGCAUCGGGGCCAAGGCUGUCUCGCUCUACAAGCCGGGGGAGCCUGAGCCCUUGGACAGCUUCUGCUAUGGCCGCAUCUCCUCCUUCGGUGCCUCCGACAGCAGCACCUUCCGCCUCUCUGUGGAGGACCGGGAUCUGCUCUUUGAGACCUCCCAGGUGGACGAGAUCGCCCAGCUCCUCAACACUUACCUCGCCUCCGCGGGUGCCCGGCAGCCGCCCCAGCCCCAGGAGUCAGCCACCAGCCCCCCUGCCUCGGACCCCACUGCGCUGCCCCAGGGGCUCUGCCCCGCAGCCGGGCCCUGGCAGCACCAGCCACCGGUGGGCUCCUUCCACAGCUAGCCCGGCGGCCAGUGGCGGCCACACAGGGUGCUCCUGAUGGAUGGCAUGGUGGGGGACAGCUGGCCCGGCAGUGAGCGGCAGGUCAGUGCUGGUCCCCAGCCACUCCCUGGAGCAGGGGGACAGGGGCUCGUGCUCUCCACGCCGCUGUUGCCUUUCUGGUUAUUUCCUUAAUUUAUUUCGAGACGCCCACACCCCCCACGUCUCCCAGCACUUUCCCUGGAGGGCAGCAGGGCCGCCAUGCCGCGGACCCCCCCCCCCCGUGCUGCCCCCAGGCCUGUCCCCGUCCCUUGUAUCCUGGUGCCUUUGCCUUCAGCACUUGUGCUGCCUGGCAGCUCUGCCAGUACCCUGGCUCCUGCUGCCCUGGGGGCUUUGCCUGGGGCACAGGGUGCUGGGCAGUGGUGCUGUGCCACCGUCUGUCCAUCUGCUGACCCCACCCCUCCUGGAAAGCUGCGGGCGGCUUUUGGCCUAGCUGCCUUGGGGACCAGCAGUGCUCCUCGCAGCCGAGUCCUGCUGCUUCGCAGUGGCCCCGUGGCAGAGCUUGUGGUGCAGGGGUGGCCAGUGGUGGCGUGGCGGCUGGUACGGCUGGGGCUUGGCCCCUCAAUGUUGCCUCUGUAAAGUUUGUCAGUUCUGUG
Messenger RNA from Haliaeetus leucocephalus (bald eagle), 2812 nucleotides. It is a transcript of the gene PLEKHH3, whose product is annotated as pleckstrin homology domain containing, family H (with MyTH4 domain) member 3. Gene Ontology annotation, biological process: signal transduction. Bases 90 to 2180 code for a protein of 696 amino acids. The transcript is spliced from 13 exons. Gene Ontology annotation, cellular component: cytoskeleton. Lineage: Eukaryota; Metazoa; Chordata; Aves; Accipitriformes; Accipitridae. The record is from RefSeq and is a predicted model, not a curated record.